CUACACAAUCUAUAUACUUUUGAAUGGCCGUCAUUACUAGCAGGAGCAUUCGAGAAAAUUCGUAUAUUUUAUUAUGUUCAGGUUCUGAUUUCGGAGACCUCUAUACAUUCUUGAGCAAAAUUUUUCAUAGACAACAUAGACACACACAGACAACAGUUGCGACAGGAUUAGCAGCCAUGGCCCGUUAUCUAGCGCAGAUCAUAAUCCUGGGCGCCCAGACGGUCGGUCGGGCCUUCAUUAAGACCCUGAGGCAGGAGAUUGAGGCCUCGCGGGAGGCGGCCCGCAUCCACCAGGCCAGCAGAUCGAACGUCAGCCGUGGCAACGAUGUCGCCGUUAAGGGCAUGACCCUACUGGAGGCCCAGCAGAUCCUCAAUGUCAAGGGCCUGGAGGACCGCCAGGAGAUCGAGACGCACUACAAGCAUCUGUUCCAGGCCAACGAGAAGCCGGCGGGCGGAUCCUUCUACAUUCAGUCCAAGGUCUAUCGGGCCAAGGAGCGCAUCGACCAGGAACUAACCAAGCAGUCCCACCCGCAGGAUAGCCAGGCCAGACAGGGCCAUCAGGCCCAUCCGGAUAGUGCAUCCGGGGCCCAGGCCGACGAGUCGGGUCAAAACAAAAGCCGGUGACCAUUCCCGGCUGAAUCCCAGCGGCCCGGCGCCGGCCCAGUUGGUGGCGUGGAGUCGAUCCUGUCCCGUUGUGUUCACCCCAAAACCCAUUUCGAAGUGCUAGUCCAAGUGCCCCAUCAUUAAAUUGUCGAAUACCCAUCUUGAAAGUCCCUAAAGCAUAAUGCGUGAAAAAAAUGCUUAAAAUUGUA
Molecule: messenger RNA, 811 nt
Organism: Drosophila ananassae
Lineage: Eukaryota; Metazoa; Arthropoda; Insecta; Diptera; Drosophilidae
Product: mitochondrial import inner membrane translocase subunit tim16
Exons: 1
Coding region: 24-623 (199 amino acids)
Biological process (GO): protein import into mitochondrial matrix
Cellular component (GO): TIM23 mitochondrial import inner membrane translocase complex
Source: RefSeq, a predicted model, not a curated record